This is a messenger RNA of Polypterus senegalus (gray bichir), 7939 nucleotides long. RefSeq names its product sickle tail protein homolog. The transcript is spliced from 22 exons. The record is from RefSeq and is a predicted model, not a curated record. Lineage: Eukaryota; Metazoa; Chordata; Cladistia; Polypteriformes; Polypteridae. The coding region runs from base 584 to 6880 and encodes 2098 amino acids. Gene Ontology annotation, cellular component: cytoplasm.
AAUAAUAUAAUCAGAGACAUGCUUUCAAGGUGGAAGUCACAUCUGGAUUGGCUUGACUCGCUGCUUUACCUGAGGAGGCGGGCUCCAUCAGAAUUCCAAGCUGUGCUUUAGGUUUCCCCCUUCGUCUAGUCUGUGCUUGCAGGAGGCUUUUAACACUCACUGACAAAGCAUCUGCUUGCCUGUGCUGCGAGAUAAAGAAAACGGGGCAGAGGCUGACGGAAAGAACGAAAAAAAAAAGAAUUACGAGAAAAGAAAGAGCAAACUCACGAACGCAUGCAGCUGCAGCCGGUCGCCCAUCUGCUCCAAUUCCAGAUGCAGCCCCGCAUUCCACAGGUCGGACGGACUGGCAGCUCGGCACACGGCGCCUUCUCCGCCUUUUAAGCGGCCCUCGCUACAGCAGUUGGAAUCCCGCUAGUGCUCUGCAGUCAACGCAGGCGUUUUGCUGGCGGACUCCCCUUCACCGGAUGGGGCUUGGAGAUUCAAUGCUGGUACUGAACGGUUAACAGACGAGCGGAACGUGCAGGCGAAAAGGCAGGGAAAAGGGCAAAGCAGAAGAAAGCGGAGAUCGCGAGGAUCAGCCGCAAUGUCCAAGCCGACGCGCUUAGCCAGACCCUCGUCGGCAGGCGCAGCUUCUAAGCUUCCUUCGGCAAGGAAAGAAGAUUUGGGGAGCAGGACGAAAGCAAUCAGCUUAGGCGAAAAGCUCCUGAGGACGGGCAGCGAGGGCAACCUGGUGAAACAGCCACACAAGCAACAGGUGCAGGCGGCGGAGCAAACGGCGGUCAGCAAGAGGACAUCUGUCCCGAAAGAGCCAGCCAAGAGCAAUCUGCGUGUGACCUCAGCAGAGGAUGCUGAUCACCUCCUCAAGAAGCAGGGUGUCGCCAACGGGAGCAGCCGCACUUCAAAUGCCAGAGCAGCCCGUCACAUCCCACGAAGACACACCGUCGGGGGUCCGCGCAGCUCCAAGGAGAUUUUAGGAAUGCAGCCAUCUGAAAUGGACAGGAAGAGGGAGGCCUUUCUGGAGCACUUGAAGCAGAAGUACCCUCACCAUGCGUCUGCCAUCAUGGGUCACCAGGAGAGGCUUCGAGAGCAGACCUUCGCGCAGAUGUUGGCCUCUCUGCGCACAGAGCUCGACAUUCAAGGGUUUUUACUGAAAAUCCUGGCGCCCUUCAGAUCUCGGAGCCCAAAGCACAAAGAGACCCACGGAGAGCCCGCCGAGCCCGUCUCAGCAGAGACCCCUGAAGCCAUGUCCGAGGGGGACGCUCCAGGUCCCUUCACCAGAGGCAGCCGCUCGAGGGCGAGCCUCCCCGUGGUGCGGUCGACCAAUCUGACCAAGGAUAGAUCACUGGGUGUGCUCUACCUUCAGUAUGCAGAUGAAACGAAACAAAUCAGAAUGCCAAAUGAGAUCACGAGUGCUGACACGGUGCGCGCCCUCUUUGUAAGUGCCUUCCCGCAGCAGCUCACCAUGAAGAUGAUGGAGUCUCCCAACGUGGCCGUCUACAUCAAGGAUGACCUGCGCAACAUGUACUACGAGCUGUCUGACGUAAGGAGUAUCACCGAUCAGUCGUGUCUGAAGGUUUACCACAAGGAUCCUGCUCAUGCUUUCAGUUACAAUCACAGGCCUGGCGAUGGAGACCUGAGGAUGCACAGAGAGAGUUUCUCUCCCAGAGAGGCGCCAUAUCCCUUACGUCAAACCCAGGGCCAGCCACCUCUUCAUGGAGUUCAAAGCUCCUUACCUCACCCUGUGGCCCACUCCAUGCCCCCGUCACCAUCUCGGAUUCAAUAUGGGGCGCCCCGUGCCAUGGUCAUGCCAGGCAGUGCCACGAUUCCCAGAGUGCCCCAGGGCAGGUCUGUUUCACCCAGCCCAAGUGCCAUUCUUGAAAGGAGGGACGUAAAGCCCGAUGAAGAUAUGAGCAAUAAAGCGGUUGCACUUUUACGCAAUGAUAGCCUCUACGCUGACCCCUACCUGCUGCAGGAGGCGCGAUUGAGCAUCGCCUCGUCCCAUAGCUGCCACCCAGGGGAUGUGCCUGACCACGUUAUGGGCUACCAUCGGGGAUCGGUCAGGUCUACCGGCUCUUAUUCCAGCUCAACGAUGACCACGGAGAUGAUGGAGCAUCAUGCCGUUUACCGUCAGAAGUCAAGGAAAUACUCUGAUAGCCACUUGCCCACUUUGGGCACCAAAACGCCGCCAGCUUCUCCUCACAGAAUGACUGAUAUGAGGGUAGUGGAGAUGCACGCUGGCCAAAACGCCCAUGUAGUCCCUACAUCUCCUCCUCCUCCGCCACCUCCACAUGGGGUCCAGCUGGACAGGUCAUCUCCCAUCCGCCAAUCCUUCAAGAAGGAGCAAGGGGGUGCCAUGGAGGUCAUGAAAACCCGUAGCAAUAUGGCGUCUCCAGCUCUUCCGGACAACAUGGCAAUGCAAGUGGACAAGCAGCUGAUGGGGCAGGGACCUGCAGCCUCUUCGAAUGAUCCACAGACUCGAGAGAGAAUAAUGGCCAUGGAGAAGCAGAUUGCCAGCUUGACUGGACUUGUGCAGGAUGUUCUCUUCAAAGGGCCAACUACUGGGAGUGGAAAAGAAGUCCUCAGUGAGAAAGCAGCAAAGCCUGUCACUCAAGCUGUCAGCGCCAAUGGAGGCGGAUUUGCCUCAGGAGAAGCAGCGAGCCUCACUACGGUGAAGAGCAGCAUGACAUCAACGGAGUCUGUGACCACCGUCAUUCUCCCACCAGCUGGAGGACCCACAGCUGUCCAAGUUAAUGCGUUUGACUUCAGAAAGAACAUCUCUGACCUCAGGCUGCAGCUGCAGCAGAUGAGACAACUGCAGAUGCAAAACCAGGAAACACUGAGUCUGAUGCUGAAGAAGGCAGAAGCCGAGAUCAACAGCAAAGUGACGGAGGUCGUGAAAAGACUUGAAGACCCCGUGCAGAGGCAGAGGAUGCUGGUCGAGGAAGACAGGCAGAAAUAUCUAGCUGAAGAGGAGAAGAUCAUCCAACAGCUUUGCGAGCUGGAGAAGUAUGUGGAUGACCUGAAGAAAGACUCCACCACCGUCCACAAAGCUGUCACCUUGAAGGACGUGGAGGAUGGCGCCGUGUCGCUGAGGAAGGUCGGGGAAUCGCUGGCAUCCCUAAAAGGAGAGUUCCCCGCCUUACAGAACAGGAUGAGAGGAGUGCUGCGAGUGGAAGUGGACGCUGUCAAGUUUUUGAAGGAGGAGCCCCACAAGCUGGACUGCAUGUUGAAGAGAGUCAAGACGCUGACAGAAAUCCUCACUGAACUGAGACGAUGUUCCACCGAGAAUCUCCUCAAAGGCUCUGAGCCCACACAGGUUUUGACCACCACUUCCACCACCACCGUCCUUGCUGAGAGUUUUGUCAACUUCCCCGAUUCUGAUCCCGCAGGCUCCAAAUAUCUGCAAGUGAAAGAGCAGGUGGCCUUCAUCCAGCCUCAGCCUCAGUCAAGUUCUUCCACAAUCACUCCUGAGCCCCAGACUUCAUCGGUCAAGACGGAGGUGAUGCCAAGCUCCCCCAUGGUGAUCCACCACGUCCAGAGCUCUCCUGUGUUCGUGCAUCAGUCGCAGCACUCAGAGGCCUUGGUGCUUCCAUCUCCGAGUCCUCCGGCCGCACCGGCUCAGUGCCCGGACUUCAGCAUGUUGCUUCAGAAUCAGCAGUAUGUGGAGACCAACACCGUGAUGCAGCAGAAGCACCAGCAAAACUCGGACCCUGCGUCCCUCACUCCUCAAGGGAUGAACAGCAAUGGUUCAGCUAUGCAAAGCCUCUUCAUUGAAGAGAUCCACACCAGUAGAAGCAAGAGCAGAAACCGAGUCAUGUCGAUUGAGGCCGCAGAAAAGGAGUGGGAAGAAAAACGCCAGAAUAUGGGUCAAUAUGAUGGAAAAGAGUUUGAAAAACUCCUUCAGGAGGCCCAGGCCAACAUGAUGAAGGGAAUCCCCAGUCUGGAAGUGAUGGCCGGGGCAUCUGUCCAACCUCCACCUCAGAUUCCCGCUUCCAAUAAUGGAGACGUCACUGACAAGAAAGAAGAGUUUCCAGCAUCAGAGGACGUUCCACUUGCAGCUCCAGUGGAGGAGAAAGCCACGAAAUGCCCACCUCCACCACCGCCACGUCGAAGUUAUCCCCCGGGCUCAGGCUUGACCACAGGUCGGUCAGGAGAGGUCAUCUUCACUGCCAAGAAGGAGAGCGUCACCAUACAGAAAGAGACGCAGGAGGAAGUGGCCAAUGUCCAGUCGUCUCAAACGUCAUGCGAAACUAAAGCCACACAACACGUGGCGCCCCGUGUUAUGGCCUCUGCUCUUCAGGAAGAAGAGGAUGAUGAUGGCGACAAGAUCAUGGCAGAGCUGCAGGUUUUCCAGAAGUGUACUUUUAUGGAUGUAGGGACAAAAAGUAUUGUUGAGCACCCAAGAGUUGAAACCCAAGUGAAAGAGAUAAGGCCCUCUGCCUUAAUGUCGCCCAAAGAAAAGAAGCAGAGCGUGGAAAUACCUGAAGACAAGCAAAGACUCGACAUCGAUGGAAACGAGCUCCUUCGGGACAGCCCAGGGGUGAUUUAUUACGUUACUGCCCAGCUCUCCCCCGAUUAUGCUGCGCAGUACGCAGAAGAGCAAAAGAAGCAACAAGAAUUUUUCCCACAAGUCUCGGCCACGGCUUCGCAAAUCUCCCAAGUGACAGAUUAUGAAACCUCACAAACGGCCGAGAAAUUUGUUGCAAAAAAGUCGGUCGAGCCUUCCGAGUGCGCAUAUGUGGAAAGACAGGUCAGCAACCCCAAUAAGUCUCCUCCAGCCCAGCAUUUUUCUGAUAGGACCAGUCACAAUGUGGUGCAUGCAGAAAGCGAAGACGAAGCGCACAGUGAGAUCCGUAACAAAGUAACAGAAACCGUGAUACAAAUUGUUUCUUGCAGUCCUAGCUUGACGACAGUAGGGACUUCCGAAGCGGUGUCUCAGGAAGAACGACUUUCGUCGACUAAUUUGCAGAAUUCCGCUAGCAUGUCUGAAGAAGGUCCCGAUCGUGCAAAAGCACAUGAAGAAUGGGUCGAAACUACAAAAAGUCAAGUUGUGCUACGGACAAAGGCACCCAAGAUUCGGGUGAAAUACGCCGAAGAAGUGAAUUCCAGUUCCAGCUCUCCUACUGAAGAAAUCCCAAGCCCUUCUGAUAACAUUGCCUUCAUGAUCACCAAUACACAAGUGCAGGCUUUGUCUUGUGGAGAAGUCCAGGAGAUAGUAAGUAAUCAGGGGGAAGAGGUUCAGACCGUGAACGUUGACUCCAACAGAGAGGUGACCAGUCAGAAUUACAGUCAAGACCACCUGGGCAAUGAACAGCCAGUGGUCAGUCUCGACAAGAAACCAGUCAUCAUUAUAUUUGAUGAACCGAUGGAUAUCAAAUCGGCAUACAAGAGGCUCUCGACGAUAUUUGAGUGCGAAGAGGAGCUGGAAAGGUUAAUGGCCGAAGAGAGGAUCGAUGAAGAACCUGAGGAGACCGAUCCUGCUGCCAAGACUGCAACACCGAGGGAUCCCAAAGGAAGCGUGAGCCCUGUAUGGAAAUCUAACGAUAGCCUCACCCUCAGCGAAACGGGCCAAUACUAUACCAGCAAUUUACCGAUAUACGGGGAAGUCCUUGCUGCGGAAUCCAAGUUCGAUGCUUCGGAAGCCAACAAGCAUGACGCCAAGAAAAAAUUUAAAUUUAAAUCCCCAAAAAAGCAAUUGGCCGCUAUUACUCAGGCAAUCCGCACGGGAAUGAAGACGGGCAAAAAGACCUUGCAGGUGGUGGUCUACGAAGAUGAGGAGGAGCUGGACGGGACAGUCAAACAGCACAAGGAAGCCAAGAGAUUUGAAAUUAGCCGGUCCAAAACCAAAGACGAAGACGACGUCUCCGAAACGAGCGCCCAACUCACGUCCGUCGAUUCCCAGUGCCGAACAAAUGAAAUUCGGAAGAAUGCGUACAAAACCUUGGACAGUCUGGAGCAAACGAUUAAGCAACUGGAGACGACGAUCAGUGAAAUGAGCCCUAAAGCCAGGGAAGAACAUGGGAUGGAGGAAGAAUGUAAAACGUAUUUUGUGGCCACGCCCGAGUAUGUGGAGAAGACGACGGAAGAGUCGGACGAUUUCCAUUCAGCCCUGUCGGAGACCCCCGCGGCGUUCCUUUACAAGACGCACACUAAGAAGUCCAAGCAACAAGUGCAGCUGAGAUCCGCUGCAAACACCACCACCACCACCACCAGCAACAGCGAACAGGCCACCAGUGUCAUUUCACCGAGCAGCCGGAUGCCAGUCCCCGUCUCUUCAAAGAGUCGAUCACAGCAAGGAGUGUCGGACAAAUCGGGGAAACAGCAAAAGCUUCAGGACCCCCAGAGGCAGUUCCGACAGGCUAAUGGAAGUGCUAAGAAAGCUGGUGGGGAUUCUAAAUCGGCUUCCCCUGCUUUACCUGCUUCUAAGAUUCCUGCCUUUUCUCCCAGCUCUGGGAAAACCAGCUCUGUGCCGGCUUUUAGCUCAGAUGGCGCUAACCCUACUAAUUCUUCUCCCAGGUCCUCCAUCCCUUCACCUAACCUGCUAAACCCUCAGGCCAGCCGCUCUUCCUCCUGUCCCUCGGCUCCUUCCAAGCACAUCCCCUCUUUGUCUAAUGGCUCUCUGAAGCUUCAGAGUCCCACCCUCUCCGGGAAAGGCCAGAGCCUCUCAUUCUCGGCACAGACACCCAAUGGCCGGCCAAGCCCUUCUUCUCCUAGUUCUUCUUCCUCCUCCUCCUCUUCCUCGCCUUCCCCCAUCUCCCCCACCUCUCUGAGUCAAGGUGGAAAGACCAUCCGGACGAUACACACGCCCAGCUUCAUCAGCUACAGGGCGCAGAACGGGAACAGCAAACCCCUGCCAUCGCCAGCCAAGGACGUGGUGUGAGCGGAGGAGCACAUCGCCGACUCGCCGGCUUCUCGUUUGCCGUUUCCUCAUUUUGGCUUUUGUUUUGUUUUUCUUUGAUUUGCUUUCAUGCUUGGUAACAUCAGUGUGCUUUUAUUUGAUUUUAUAUAGAUAUAUAUAUAUAUUUUUUAUUUUUUACUAACCUUCGCAUAUCUGAUUUUUCAGAUCUCAGUAAGUCUAUUAGUCAACGUGCAGAUUUUUUUUUUUUUUCCCGUUUUGUUAACGUAGGUAUACCGGCGAAUAAUCCAUUGUGUACUCACUCACAUUUACCGACUUUAUCGCUAGUGCUGUUGAAAAGAAAAACAAAAUGGAGUGAAUUUGCGCACGUGCGGUGCGGUGCGUUCAGCCACGGAACGGACUUUUUCUGUUUGUUUUUUUUUUCCCCCCCUGAGAUUGAGUGGGAUUUCAAUCCUUCAGCGCCGACUUCUGCUCGCACGUGUUGUUUCUUAUUUGAACGCACGGCGACUCCCGAGAACAAAGAACGGAUUUUCUGUGGAAGUUGCCAAAGCACUGCCAGAUAUUUUUUGUUGUUGUUUCUUUUUUUUUUUGAGGACUACUGCCAAAGGUAUUUAAACUGAAAACGACGCCAACACGUUUGGAAUUUUACUUUUGAUUAUUAUCAUAUUUUUUUUUAAUUGCAAAAACAAGCACUGUGCAAUUCGGGACUUCGGCGUAUUCAGUAACACAUCCAGGACCUCGCGCCGCCAGAGGAGCUUACUGAGAUCUGCGCGAGUGCAGCGGGCGGCAGUCGGUUCUGGAUCGGUGGGGUAACGCAAGUGGCGCCGACUGUAUAUAGAUGUUCAUAUCAAGCCCACUCUAGUUUUAUUAACAAACCAAAGUUGAUUUCUAUGCAUGCCUUUGAAAUAUUUUAGAAGAGGGGGGACGUCGCUGAUGUAUCGGAGCAAUUCUGUUUGCACACAAGAAGAGAUUUUUGUAAAUACUAUUUUGGUUUUGUAAAUUGUUCAACCUUAUUGUACAAUACAGCACUAUGACAAGCUUGAGAAGCUGCAAAAAAUAAUAAAAAAAAAUGUUAUAAGUUAA